Molecule: messenger RNA, 5742 nt
Organism: Eucalyptus grandis
Lineage: Eukaryota; Viridiplantae; Streptophyta; Magnoliopsida; Myrtales; Myrtaceae
Product: nucleolin
Exons: 11
Coding region: 109-2745 (878 amino acids)
Cellular component (GO): nucleus
Molecular function (GO): mRNA binding
Source: RefSeq, a predicted model, not a curated record
ACGUCGACGUCUCUCUUUCGCGUGUCCAGCCAAAUCGCCAUUAACAACACCUCCGGACCUUCGCGCUCCGACCCGAUUCCGUUUCGUCUUCGCGCGUCCCCUCUCGACAUGAGGACGAGAAACGCCGACGCGCCCAGGCCGGCCGCCCCUAGAAGGACGCCGCGGGUGAGGAAACCGGCCGGCAAGGCAGGUCCGGGUCCGGCCCCGAGCUCCGACCCGGGCGACGCGGCGGCGGGCUCCGCGACGCCCCAGGCCGUCGAGACGAGGCGCGUCGCCGCCGCGCGGGCGAGGCAAGGGAGGAAGGCCGCCUCCGCGGCGGACAGGAACGAGGAUUCGGAUCCUGCAGCCGAACCUUCGCGAGCUGAAGAAGUGGGAGAAUCGGCUGAUGCUGCUGCUGAAGUGACACUGGUGACAAAAGUUGGGACAACUCCAAAGUCAACAGGGAGGAAAACAGCCGGACGUACUAAGUCUCCUGCUUCAGCAAAAGCUUUAUCCUUGCAGAUGCCCAAGUCGCCUGAAUCUGUUGAAGUUCCUGUAGAGGAAACUCUGGAGGAGAUGGUGGUAUUAGCUGAUGCCCAUUGCGAGGAUGAUAACACAAAAGUUGAAUGUGUGUCUAAGCAUGCUGAAGAACCCUCAGGAGAGGAAAAAUCUGAUUUGGCAAUCAUUGAACCCCUUGAGGAUGUCUUUGAACCGGUGGGCAAGGAACAGGCUCUGUUGCAAGUGGAAAAAUCUGCUAUUGAAGAUGGUGGGCAUCUGGUGGACAAUGUAAAAUCUCCACUUGCCAAUUUUACAGUAUUCGAGGAAAAAGAACAAAUGCAAGUGGAAGCUGAAAUAGCUCCUCCUCUAGGUGAUGAGGAUUCUCUCAAGGAAGAGAUAAAUGCUGAAGCAACUUCAAAGCCAUCAGAUGAUCAUGAAGUCUAUGAAGUGAAGCGGGUAGAGGAAGUUAUUGAAAAAAGAGAUGUACUGGUCGGAAAUAAUGCACGGAGUGGAGAGAAAUCCCAAAAUAUGCAAGAGAACGUCCAGGAGAAGUUUCAAGGAGAUUUUUUUCAGACUAGAAAUGAUGACUAUGGGGAUGAUGAUGAGAGCAUGGAGGAGUAUGGUGAUCGAUUGGACUUUGGAGAACCUGGAGAGGAAGACCUUGGUGAGGAUGAUGGAGAUGAACCUGCUGAAGAAGGGAACGCUUUAGAAGAGGAGCAUAAGGAACUAUCGCUUAUUGCAAAGGAACAAAAGAUUAAGAAAGAGCAUGAAAUUUUCGUUGGUGGUCUCGACCGUGAUGCUGUUGAAGAGGAUGUGAGGAGGGUGUUUGAGAGGAUUGGUGAGAUAGUCGAGAUUAGGUUGCAUAAAGAUUUUUCAACCAAUAAAAACAAGGGAUUUGCCUUUGUUAAGUUUGCAAACAAGGAGCAUGCAAAGCGGGCCCUGGCAGAGAUGAAGAAUCCUGUCAUACGUGGAAAGAGAUGCGGCACUGCACCUAGUGAGGACAAUGACAUAUUGUUCCUAGGAAAUAUCUGCAACACAUGGACAAAGGAAGCUAUAAACCAAAAGCUGAAGGAGUAUGGUGUUCAAGGGGUAGAAAGCAUAACUCUUGUUCCAGAUGCUCAACGUGAAGGGUUGAGUCGUGGUUUUGCAUUUCUCGAGUUUUCUUGUCACACUGAUGCAAUGCUAGCAUAUAAGAGGCUUCAAAAGCCUGAUGUUGUUUUUGGUCAUUCAGAGAGAACGGCUAAAGUUGCUUUUGCUGAACCGCUACGCGACCCUGACCCGGAGGUCAUGGCUCAAGUGAAAUCGGUUUUCAUUGAUGGGCUUCCUCCUUAUUGGGAUGAGGAGCGUGUAAGAGAGCAAUUUAAAACUUUCGGAGAGAUUGUACGUGUAGUCCUUGCCCGAAACAUGUCAACUGCUAAGAGGAAAGAUUUUGGGUUUGUUGAUUUUUCUAGCCAUGAGGCAGCUGUUGCUUGUGUUGAUGGAAUCAAUACUUCAGAGUUAGGUGAUGCUAACACAAAGGUUAAAGUUAGGGCAAGACUUUCCAAUCCAAGGCCUAAAACUCAGGCAGUGAAGGGUGGAAUGUCUGGUGGAUUUCGAAUUGGUCGUGGUAGCGUUGGCAAUAACAGACAUGGAAGGGGAUUUGGGUGGGGAGGACAUUCAUACAACAGAGGGGAUCACCAUAGCUGGGGUUUCCAUCAACGUGGACGCAGUCAAAGCAGCAGAAUGCGUUUUAGCUAUGACCACGAGUUUGAUAAUCCACACCUUGAUUUUCAUAGGAGGCAAUCUUCUGGACGAGGGGGAAGAAGGGGCAUUUCACGAGCUGGUCAUUAUAUGUCUGGUCAUCAUGCCCCUGUAGGCCCGUCUUCAAGACCACCUAUUGAUAGAUCAUGGCACGGUUAUCCUGACAGAGGCCCUGGCAUGCAUCUGCCUUCUAGGCGGUUACCUUACUCUCCUGAAGAACAAUACAAUAGACAUUUUGAGGGCAGGCAGUUUGAUGACCCAUACUUCUAUGACAGUGGUGCCCAUGGUUUGAAGCGUCCCUUUCCUAUGACAGAUCAAUAUGCUGAUUACAUGGAGCCAAGUAGAGUACGUCCUCGUUUUGAUUAUAUGGAUUCUUCGUUACCAUUAUGUGGAAGUGUUUAUCAUGAUGCUUUUGGAGUUGGAAGUGGGCCUUAUCCACAUGAUCAUUAUGGUUCUGAUUAUGGUGGAGGUCCGUAUCCAUCUUAUUAUAGGGAUGAUCGCUCUUAUGGAGGUGGCUACUACCACUAGAUUCAAAUUCUAAGGUAAGUUUGGAAAUGCAGGAAAUGCUUCAAUGGUAAUGGGGAAAGGAGCCCUGUUGCAAGAACAUCUAAGUUUGAUUACUUUUCUCCUAUAAGAUAUUUUGCUUUGUUCUUUUACAUUGCAUCUACUAUCUAACCUCUUUUCAUAUCUAUCCCACAUGUCAUCAGUUCUUGGAUUCCCUAUAGUUGUUAGGUUAUGAUGAAGACUUUAGAGUCUUGUAGAUAAGGUGGCUUGAGGAUGGGACCAAUAAGUGAUAUCAUUUUGUGUGAAAGUGGAAGUGCGUUAUGCUUUUGCACUACAUAUGAGGAGUUUGAGGUUUUCUACCACUUGAAGUGCAGAUGUUGUAUGCUUCGUGGAUCUCAUGUGCAGCUGGUCAUUUUUUAUGUUUUGGUUUAAUGAAAUAAAUCAAGUGAAUUUAUUGGUAGGCCAAAGUUUUGAGAGUUCACUUUACUUUAAUUGAUGGAGAGCUGAUUUUAAAGUUGAUGAUUUUCGUGGAGGCCCAUGUGGAGACAAUAUUAGCUGCAAUUAAGAUAGCUUAAGUAGGCUUUAAGUUGCGCACAAUCAUCAGAGGUUUUCGGCUACUAUGAAUGAAUGUGGCAAGGAUUUCUUGCUUGAGGUGACUUUCUCCAUCAGCUUCAGGGGAUCAAGUUGUCGUUUAUAUUAAAAGUAUAUUAAAGAUGGGCAGGUUAAAGCAGAAAGUUUGGAAAUUUACUCCAUAGGCAAUGGUGCUCCAAAAAUUAAUUGGUGAGGUUUCUGGGGUAUAGCUCAGAAUCAUGUCAACUAAUGUUUCUGAACUUCUUAUGGUUUAUGAAUCCUUUGCCGUUUGACAUGGUUAAUUGCGUGAGCGUUUUAGGUGGAUGGAUAUUCCUGAGCCCAUUGAUUUCGGUUCAUAGAUGUUCUCUAUAAGCAGAAUAGUAAUCUGAUUUGGUGGUCUCUUAUUCCAUUUACAUCCGUAUGGUAUGUAUUUACUGUGCUUAGUGGCUAUCUUCCGUGAGAACAUAUCUUCAGUAGGAUUUAGUUGUUCCUAUAGAUGGAAAAGUCUAUUUGGGUGCCUUGGAGUUUAAGUAGCUAUGAAAGUCAAUCGUGUGUUAUGGCUAAUGCAUUGGGAUUUAUAGUAGUUGAAGAUUUUGAGAAAUCCUUGUCUCAGCCAUUCAAUGUGGGAAUUGGGAAGAAUUAAGAGCGUAAAGAAAGCAUUAUGGUAACAGUGGUAUCAAAUGCCAUAAAUUUGCAAGAUAGUCAACAUUGGUUAACGGAUUUCUUUAUUAGGAUUGGAGGUGAUCAUUAUUUGCAUAGAGAUUUUUGUUUGUCUUCCACGUCAUCAUUGUUGGUCAUGUCAAUGAUCUUUCUGAGCAUAUAUUUUUAGAACCACACAGAAAGUAAGUAAACCUUGUGCAAGUUUAAAGUUCUUUUAUGUGUAAUUGUUCAUCUAUAAGGUAAAAUUAGAUUCGAAGGUCGUUUGUAAUCACUCUGCAAACUUUGAAGUUGUCUGUUAUUGCUUUAUUAUGUCAAUGUCCUUUACACGAGAUUUCACAUGCUCAUUAUGAUGUGGAUGGCAAUAAUGUGGAACUAGUUUGAGUUUGGGUUUUCCUAUAGGAUAGAAGUGUUUGUGGUGGCUUAAGAAUGGUUGUCUUUGUGAUCAUCAUGAUUUUGAUGUGAAUAAUCUGAGUAAGAUAGUUGGGCCAUCGGUGAUGAAGUAUUGAACGUUGACUUGGUGAGUUUUGAGGACAACAGCACCUGUAGUUUCUCCCUUAUUAUUUAGUAUGCGCUCACUAGACUUACUGUAUAUAUUCCUUACUGGCAUUGUGGUAAGGCACAUUAGGGAGAAUUAGAAAGAGUUCUCAGAGUACUUGAUGUAACAUGGGGUGUCAUAAUAUUUGGUACAUAGUGGAAUAUAUGUUGCGAGUGGGUUUUGGAAACUUAAGUGCUCAGUAAACUUCAUUUGAAUAGAUAUCUGAGGUGACUCUAGGCAGUCACCCCGUUCAUUUACAGAGGCGAUUUUGGGAUCUUCCAUUAGCAUUGUAGUUAAAUUAGUGUUUGCAAUCUUUGCUGUCUUCAUCUAAGUGUAGGCAGAGUUUUUGUGCUUCUUUUUGCGUUGAAGUUGCUAAUUUUUUUAUGGCCUCUCUUUCCUUUCUAAAUGAUUUUCUGAUAUGUCAUUCAAAAUCUGCAUCUUAUUCAGAAGCUUCUUUUUGCCCCUCUAAAAGAUCCGUUCCAAAAUUUGUGUUCUUCACUGCCUUGAUCACUUAUGGAAAAACGAAGUUUCUGAAGGAAUAAGACACAGUUUACUUAUGGAAUCGAAGUUGUUUCAAGACUAGUGAUUUUCAUCCAUUUCUAUUCUACAUGCAUCAGCUAUGACGUCUGGUCAACUGUAAUGAAUUAGGGCUACCUUAUACCUUUAUGCUUCUAGAUCUGGACCAUUUACUUUUCCAUUAUCUAUACCUGGUAAAGUUUUAAUUUCUUGGCAAGUUGACCAUAGUGAGACUGCUAUCCGCAGGCAACGGAUAAGCCAUGUUGUAUUAUUGGUUUUCAUACAUUCUUUCAGCUGUGUCCAUACAUGCUGUUGUCUCACUAUUUAGACAGUUUUCUAGAAGGAUAUUUUAGCUGAAUCAGGCAUCAACUGUAAUUUAUACUAAAGUCGACCACAGUGAGAUUGCUAUCUGCAGGCAACAGAUGAGCCAUGUUGUAUUAUUGGUUUUCAUACAUUCUUUCUUUUGGCUGUGUCCAUACAUGCUGUUGUCUCACUAUUUAGACAGUUUUCUAGAAAGAUGUUUUAGCUGAAUCUACGGCAGGCAUCAACUGUAAUUUGUACCAAUAAGAGACUUUCUGUAGAUUUCUUAGUAUGCCUUCCAUAGUUGCUGUAUACUAGUCGGAGUGGAACCUGAUAAGGAUAAUCCUGACUAUAUUAAGAUUUGAUGUGGCGAGUUUUUGGUUGGCGUUGAAAUGGCCACGUGUAGUUCGUUGUAUUAUUACAUGAAUUAAUUUGGUAAA